AUCAGUUGUGUGUUUGUCGACGGACGCUAGUUCAAAUAUUUAAAUAUUUUUAACAAUUUAAUUCGUUCGGCACGUGUUUUUUUUGUGAUCGUUAAUUUUACGCAUAUUCGAGUUAUCAAGAAUAAUCUUUUAGUUUUUUUACUAUCGACGUAAUUGUGAAAUAAAUAAUAUUUAAUUUUUGAAUUGACAAAUUCUUUUUAAUAGUUUUUGACGAGCGUCGUAUUACAGUAUGGCGGUCGCGUUUAAAUGCAACGGUCAAAAAUAACGAAUUGUUGUGUGUAAAGUAUUACGUGUUAUACAUUAAUUUGUUAAACAUUUAUUAAUUUUGUUUGUUAAAAUAUUAGAAGCAAAUAAAUAUAAGAAAUAGGUUAUUUCAAGUAUUAGUACCACGUUUCUCUAUUUUGGAAAUAACUCUUGGUCAUUCAUCCAUAAAAAGGACUAAAAGAGAAAGUCACGAACAAUGGACCCUUGGAUUCAGGAAUCUUAGAACUUUGAAUUCAGAGAAUGUUAGAACGUGCUAAAGCAAGAGGAGAAAAAUUGAAUAUGCAAUUGUCCAAUGCUGGCCAUGAUGUUAGAAGACGACGAAGUCCUUUAAAAGAUGCCAAUGCAAUAAUAGCACAAGCAGCAGUAAACAAUAAUAAAAGUCCUGCAAAAUCUCCAAUAAAAUCGAAGAAUGAAGAAUCUCCUAAAAAAUCAGCAAGGAAGUGUAGUCCUCAGAAAGAAACAGUCGAAGAUGAAAAAGAAGCGAAACAAAUUGAUAAAGAAAAUGGUGAAAUAGGUAUAAGCAAUGUUAAGUCGAAGCUACAAAGACUGGGCAAGCUGUAUUCUGAAGACACUUGUGAAUUAAGUUCACCAAUUCACAAGACAGAAGAGAAAUUUUAUGCUGAAGAAAAUAAUCAAACAGAAUUGAAAUCAGCCAAAAAAGGUGCCAGACUCGACAGAUUGGCAGCUCUUGCUUCGACCAUUAAUAAUUGGGAAGAUGAUUUGUCACAUCCAGUUAUUGCAAAAACAUCGUCUAACAAGGCAGAACAAAUACAAGCUAAAUUUAAUGAUAAAGUGAAGAAUACGACAGAACCACAGCCAAGUACAAGUGGAUGCAGUAAAUGGAAUAGUGGUAAUAAUUCUGAAGGAAGUUCGACCAAACAAUUGAAAUGGGACAAAUCUGUUUUACAGAGCUUGGAAACCGGAGGAGGAUCGUCAAGUUCUUCACCCAAAAAAGAGAAAAAUAUAUCAAGUUCGAAACUAAACGUUGUAUUAGAAGGCAAGGUGACGAAUGAUGACAAUGUGCAUAAAAGUGCAAAUAGGACAACUAAGGAGAAUGCAAAUUCAAAUACACCAGAAAAGACAGUAAGAACUACAAAUGCAAAUACAAACAAUUCUAGAAUAACAUCUAGACUUGGUUUUAAUGGUUCACCCAAGAGUCCGAUAUCUGGUUCAUCACCUGGUUCUGUAUUGAGUAAAGCUUCCAUGUUUGAAUCACGAAAUAAUGAUACUAAGGUAAAAGAUCCAGCACAGAUGAGCCUUUCUGAAAGAAAAGCUCUUUUCGAGAAGAACAAAGAUGAAGCUCCGUUAAUCCCAAAAGCACCACUUACUAUGUCUAUACCACCCAGUAAAUUACACGAAAAAGAGACAUCUAAUUCGCCACAUGGACAUGGCGCAGAUCCGUCAGCAAAUAAUCGUAAAGUUGAAAAUUCGAAUAGAGUCGUAACUCAGCGUGCAAUAUUUGAACAUGGUCACACACAAGAAUUGGAAAACAAUAUAUUGCGUUCUGCACAAAUUGAAAGACAAAAAGAAUUAGAUAUGUUACGUUCACGUUUCAAUACCAAUAAGGAAAUAGCACAAGCAGCUGCUGGUUCCUGUAUCAGAACAAGCGAAAGUAGCGAAGGGAAAUCUAAUUCACCAAAGAAUUCUCCUAUUUGUCCAGUUAAACCUACACCAGCACUCCCACCUCCACCACCACCACCUCUUCCACAAUCAUCAAAUUCGAAUCAGAAACAUCAUUCAGAGCAAGAAAAAUCUUCACCAGUUAAACGUCAAGGAAAUUUGCCAAAAGUAGCACAAAAUGUGACUUUAUCGGAUGUUAAACGCAUACGUGUAUCCCCUCCGAAACCUGGACACCUAUAUCCUUCACUUUCAGAUAUUGAAAGCAGUACAGAAACGGAGACAGAGUACACCGUUGAUAGCACAGAACCAAUAACCGCUACUUUAGAUGAAAACACUACUGAGAGUGAAUCAGUUACGGAAGCUGAAUAUUAUAUUGAAAGCAACGAAACCCAGUUAGAUAGCGAAGAUGAAAUCGAAGAUGAAGUCGAAGAUGUAAAUACUAGCUUGGGAAGAAGCAUUUUACAUGAAGUUAAUCGAAAAAUAAUAAGAAACAAGAAGAGAUCGAUUGAACCUGAUCCAGAUAGUACGACAUCUGAUAUAUCUGUAUUGGAUGAAAUGGAUGAAUAUUUGGACGAAUGUCUUGCGGCGCAAGAUAGAAAUGCGAAAAAUUAUUGUCAAGAUGGACCAACACCACCAAAACUAAAUAGAGGUGACAAAAAUCUCGGAGCUUCUUGUGAUAGUUUCCAAUAUACCCGGGGAUCGUUAUAUCGUUCUCCUAUCGUUAAACCAGUGACUCCAGAAAAAAGUGAACAACCAUACAUUGUAGAAGGUGAUCAGCAUACUCCCUUGUUACGCACUGUCAGCAGCUAUAGGCGUCAACAAUCAGAAUUACGAACACCGAAAGGUAACCUUCUUUCGGUAUCCAAAGUUAUAGAAUCUUCUUCCGAUUCUAUGGAACCUUCGAAGGAUGAAACAAUUUUGGUACAAGAAAAAGUGAAACAUUUAUUGGACGAAGUUAGCAAGCAGCAAACGAUCAUUGGUCAAGCUAGUCAAGCUUUAAAUUUAUGCAGUUCUACGAUCGAAUUUAAUGAAUCACAGGAACAAGUUGAAGUAGAAAAACUUCUACUAGUUGCCACUCACAGAAGACAAGCUGCUAUAAACGAGAUUCAAAGAUUAAAAAUCCAGGGUACAUUGAGACCUUCUGCACCAGGUUCUCCGGAAAUAGAUGAUACUGGAUCACUUACAAUAUCAGCCAUUACAUUACCAUUGAGACGUGAAUACUUAAGAAGUAUUGCUCCAACUACUUGUCUUCAUUUCGUCUGUUUGGUACUGCAUUUGGAUGAAGUAUUAGCAACUCCCGUGGUUGUUGCUGAAUCUGGCGAUUCUUGUCUACGUUUUCCUUCGACAUUAAAAUUACAGAAUUUAUAUAGCGAUUUUAAAGUAACCGUUGAAAUUUAUUCCCUACGAACACAAGCCGAAAUGCUUCCCCAUGAAGUUAAAUAUCACAUUCAUAAUAAUGGUAAUGGACAUAAUGGUAAUAACGGCAAAGAUAAGAAGAAAACACCGAAAAAGUGUUCGAAAUUUGAUAAUCGUUUAGUGAUGCCAAGUGUUCAAAGUCCUGCAGGACCUUCUGCAAUUCAGUCUUCUGCUUUUCAACUAUCUGGUUAUAUUGUUUUCAGUCUUAAAGAAAUAAACCGUCAACAGUUCACUUUAAAUAAGGUUCCACAGCAAUCUCCAUUGGAGGGCAGGUUGCAGAUGCACAUGUCUUGUGAACCAUCAAUAACAGUGGAAUAUCGUAAUUUCUUAACAAUAUUUGAAUAUGUCUCUGGUUUUGGCAUCUGGCAAAGAAGAUGGAUGGUGCUUAAAGGAACUACAUUAUCUUACUACAAGUAUCCUCAUCACGAGGGUAAAAAGACUCCUUUAGGAAGCCUUGAUUUGCGUGGUGUUUCUACAAAAAUAGUAGAUUUAGCACCUUUUAGUAUUUGUAUGCGUGCCAAUACGGUUUUACUUGAAUCAAAAAGAGCAGCACAACCUGGGGAUACCGAUAGUCUCAUCAUGGUUACAAAUGGAUCUGAAACAACAAUUAGACAUCUUUACUCGGCCGAUACAAAAGAAGAUAGAUUGGAAUGGUGUUCAAAACUUAACAAAGUAUUACAUAUAUUACAAGUCUGGGGUAAUAGCUCUGGAAUGUAAUAUUGUAUAAAAUAAUGAAUGUGUUGUUACGUUGUAAGGUAUAUUUAAUCAUUAUUUUUAGUUAAAUGCAAUUAGUCUUAUUUUAAUGUGCGUAUG
Polistes dominula (European paper wasp) is the source of this 4113-nucleotide messenger RNA. RefSeq names its product anillin. Lineage: Eukaryota; Metazoa; Arthropoda; Insecta; Hymenoptera; Vespidae. Gene Ontology annotation, biological process: actomyosin contractile ring assembly; mitotic cytokinesis; septin ring organization. Gene Ontology annotation, cellular component: actomyosin contractile ring. The record is from RefSeq and is a predicted model, not a curated record.